Effrenium voratum is the source of this 264-nucleotide messenger RNA. The record is from the annotation of a GenBank genome assembly. NCBI's taxonomy places the organism in Eukaryota, Dinophyceae, Suessiales, Symbiodiniaceae.
AUGGACGAGUACGCCUUAAUGUCCAGCUUGGACAAUCCGCAUAUUGCGAAGACCUAUGAGGUGUUUCAGGACAAGUCCUUCUACUACUUGGUGAAUGAGCCCUACUUCGGAGGCGACCUCACCAAAUUGGGGAAGAAUGCCUACCAGAAGGGCAUCAGGAUGAGCGAAAGCUGGUGGCGCGGCAUCUUCAAGCAAUGCAUGGAAGGGCUGUGCUACCUGCAUAGCCAGGGCGUGAUGCACUGUGACAUCAAGGACCAGGUCUAG